GUUUAUUUUUACAAAUACUGCUACAACACGUCUCAACUCCCUUUUCUCUAUUUUUAAUCAUCGCACGCCAAUUCAUCUAAACUGUUAAUUUUUUAUAUAUUCGCCAUGUCGUUCACAGCUCCAGAAUCAUACAACUAUCCUGUUUCUGUCGACGAGCUCACCCGACGCGCACAUGCCCAGCACAAAGAGCUCCUCUCAGCCAACGUCAAGCUUACUACACCGCCCAUCAGCCGCCUCCAACUCGUCUCCAUCCAACCCACUGGCUCCAAACACACCCACAUCACUGGUGCCGUCGUCACAUACUGCCUCACAGUCGACCCUGCAGACUGCAACACCUGGGGCGCCAUCCACGGAGGCUGCGUAUUCACCCUCUGCAAUGCUGUCGGAAAAAUAACCACUGCUGUGGUUGCCUGUGGCGCUAAAAACAUUGUUUCUACCGAUCUGACUACCAAUUAUCUCGCGAGCGUUAGGGUUGGCGCCACUGUGACCAUCGAGAUUGAGUGCUUGCGCGCCACAAAGUCAAUUGCCUUCCUCCGUGGGUGCAUCAAGGACAGCAACAGAAACACAUGUUAUAUUUGCGUGCAAAACGUCAGUUUUCAGCUGUAGCAACAAAAAAUAAAAUUUACC
This is a messenger RNA of Kickxella alabastrina, 627 nucleotides long. RefSeq names its product HotDog domain-containing protein. Lineage: Eukaryota; Fungi; Kickxellomycota; Kickxellomycetes; Kickxellales; Kickxellaceae. Gene Ontology annotation, molecular function: fatty acyl-CoA hydrolase activity. The transcript has a single exon. The record is from RefSeq and is a predicted model, not a curated record. The coding region runs from base 106 to 606 and encodes 166 amino acids.